Molecule: messenger RNA, 978 nt
Organism: Fusarium redolens
Lineage: Eukaryota; Fungi; Ascomycota; Sordariomycetes; Hypocreales; Nectriaceae
Exons: 1
Coding region: 1-978 (325 amino acids)
Source: RefSeq, a predicted model, not a curated record
AUGCAAGCUGCCUGGACACAACUAUUCCCACCCAAGCCUACUUUCACAGAAGAGAAUGUGCCUUCACUAGAAGGCAGGGUCUUUAUGGUGACGGGUGGAACUAAUGGCGUCGGCCUAGAGCUAAUUAAUAUGCUCUACUCCAAAGGGGGCACAGUUUAUCUCCCGGCCCGGUCCUCCACCAAAGCACAAAAGACUAUCGAGACCAUCAAAGCCGCACACCCAAAAAGUAUCGGUGAUCUCAAGACUCUUCACAUUGAUCUCAAUGAUCUUACUUCCGUGGCAGCCUGUGCCUCUGCAUUCCUGGCUCAGGAGACUCGUCUGGACGUAUUAUGGAAUAACGCGGGUAUCAGCGCCGCACCGUCUGACGAAGUUACAGCCCAAGGAUACGAGCCUCACAUGGGGAUAAACUGCUUGGCGCCAUUCCUCCUCACCAAGCUCCUGCUCCCCGUUCUAAAACGGACGGCCAGCAGUAACCCUGGCCCCUCGACACGAGUCAUUUUCACAGGUUCAGGUGUGAUGGACAUGAUGGCCCCGUCUGGAGGUAUUCCGAUGGCUGAGCUUACUCCUGGCAAUCAAUCGAAAGACCCAACCCGAAACUACACCAUUUCAAAAACAGCGAAUUGGUUCCUUGCCUCCGAAUUCGACCGACGUGUGCGCUCAGAUGGAGUUCUCUGCAUUUGCCAGAACCCAGGCAACCUGUCGACUAAUAUCUGGGACCGUGUGCCGUGGCAUCUCAGAGUACCGAACAAAGUCUUCCUACACCCACCUAAGCGAGGAGCUUAUUCGGAACUCUGGGCUGGGGUUAGCACAGAGAUUAAGUUUGAGGACGGUGGUAGGUAUGGUAUUCCUUGGGGUCGAUGGCAUCCGAGUCCUAGGAAGGAUCUUGUCCAAAGCUUGAAGAGGAAAGAGGACGGUGGGACUGGAAUUGCGGCGGAUUUCUGGGAUUGGUGUGACCAACAGACCAAGAAGCAUGUUUGA